Messenger RNA from Myotis myotis, 1491 nucleotides. It is a transcript of the gene UCHL3, whose product is annotated as ubiquitin C-terminal hydrolase L3. The transcript is spliced from 9 exons. Gene Ontology annotation, cellular component: cytoplasm. Bases 584 to 1357 code for a protein of 257 amino acids. Gene Ontology annotation, molecular function: cysteine-type deubiquitinase activity. Gene Ontology annotation, biological process: ubiquitin-dependent protein catabolic process; protein deubiquitination. NCBI's taxonomy places the organism in Eukaryota, Metazoa, Chordata, Mammalia, Chiroptera, Vespertilionidae. The record is from RefSeq and is a predicted model, not a curated record.
GAGCCACACCAGUUGGGGACACCUGAUUCUUUUAAAAGUCACUUUGAAGCAAAAAGGUUAGGUAAUUACUAUUGUUAUUAUUUUUUUAAUCAAAAUUAUACCUAUUUUUUGUUAGAAUAGCAAAAUAUAUUUUUGCUGUGCUGUAGAAUUUUAGUAAUUAGUUUAUGUGUGCUAUGAGAUGCAAAAGGUUGAAAAUUGCUGAUUUAGCAAGAUCUGAUCUGAUGAUCUAAGAACAUGUGACCAUUCUUUAGGGAGAAAUACCUAAGGCACUUUUUUAUUUUUUUAAUAUAUUUUUAUUGAUUUAGAGAAGAAGGGAGAGGGAGAGAGAGAUAGAAACAUGAAUGAUAAGAGAGAACCAUUGAUCGGCUGCCUCUUGCACAUCUUCUACUGGGGACCGAGCCCACAACCCAGACAGGAGCACUGUCCCAGAAUGGAACCGUGACUUCCUGGUUCAUAGGUCCAACGUUCAACCACUGAGACACACUGACUGAUGAUGUUAGACCAGUAGAUGCUAUAAUGUAUUUUUGAGUUUCUCAAACAAUUAGGCCUGCAUCCUAAAUGGCAAUUUGUCGAUGUAUAUGGAAUGGAUCCUGAACUCCUUAGCAUGGUACCAAGACCAGUGUGUGCAGUAUUACUUCUCUUCCCUAUUACAGAAAAGUAUGAAGUAUUCAGAACAGAAGAGGAGGAAAAAAUAAAAUCUCAGGGACAAGAUGUUAAAUCGUCAGUAUAUUUCAUGAAGCAAACAAUCAGCAAUGCCUGUGGAACAAUUGGACUGAUCCAUGCUAUUGCCAACAAUAAAGACAAGAUGCAUUUUGAAUCUGGAUCAACCUUGAAAAAAUUCCUAGAGGAGUCUGUGUCAAUGAGCCCUGAAGAACGAGCCAGAUACCUGGAGAACUAUGACGCUAUUCGAGUUACUCAUGAGACCAGUGCCCAUGAAGGUCAGACUGAGUCCUCGCCAUCCUCAUCACAGCCUCAUUGUAGCCACUGCAGAACGAAGGCCUCAUCAUUGUGUCACCAUGCAUCCCUGCCCUGGGUCAAACGUAACCAUGUAGACCCUGCAAAGGCUACCAGUCCAUCUCUCCGUCUUCGUCGCUGGCGACCCUUCUUACGCCUACCAUCUUUGGGUCUCCAUUCUGUUGCACCAAAUAUAGAUGAAAAAGUAGAUCUUCAUUUUAUUGCAUUAGUUCACGUAGAUGGGCAUCUCUAUGAAUUAGAUGGACGGAAACCAUUUCCAAUUAACCAUGGUGAAACUAGUGAUGAAACGUUAUUAGAGGAUGCCAUAGAAGUUUGCAAGAAGUUUAUGGAACGUGACCCUGAUGAAUUGAGAUUCAAUGCAAUUGCUCUUUCUGCAGCAUAGUUUGUCAAUAAUGGAAACACCAAGUACUGUAUUAUUUGCAACAAAAAUUUCAUUUCUGCUGCCAUACACUAUCUCAAAAAUUUUGAUAUUUUCAUUAACUUGACUGAUUAAACUUUAUGUGAAUUAAACUUUGA